Messenger RNA from Pseudogymnoascus verrucosus, 2518 nucleotides. RefSeq lists its product as uncharacterized. The transcript has 3 exons. Bases 892 to 2442 code for a protein of 516 amino acids. Gene Ontology annotation, molecular function: FAD binding. NCBI's taxonomy places the organism in Eukaryota, Fungi, Ascomycota, Leotiomycetes, Thelebolales, Thelebolaceae. The record is from RefSeq and is a predicted model, not a curated record.
CGCUAAACCCUUUGCGAUGUACGGAUAGGAGAACGAUGGAUGACAAGAUUAGCUUUGAAACAAAAUUUGCUAUCUUACAUAGCCACAUGCAGUACGAAGCAGUGACGUACCGCCUCGGCAAAUGCUCAGGGGGUAACGGACGGCCUUGGCCAAUGCUUUAACAUCAUGAUAGUGAAGAACAUCGCUCAACCCUAAGGACCAAAGAACAACCGGCAAGACUUUCAGGAUCCGAUAUAUCAAUGAGGUAUGCCAACUUAUGCGCUACUCUGGGCCGAUAAUUAUCGCGCAUACUACCCGAGCGCCGGUGGUAGUACCCUGGAAUUACAGUGGCGAGAGUGAAUAAUUCUCCGCGUCAUCCAUACCAGGCUGAGUAACGGGAGGAUGGAGGAGCUCAAUGGAGGAGCUUAUAGUCCACAGCAUCAUGCCCGUCGCCAACGUGCAUGUGGAGAUGAAACGGUCACUAAUAUACCCCUGUGGCUAUCGAAUACACUAAUGUGGACAUAAGCUUGCUACGGAGCUUAUCAUUAGCCCCGAACUAUGAAGUCCCGCCGACGGCGGAACGGGCAAUGCCAUUUUGCGGAGGUGCGAGUACGAGGCGCUAUCAUUUCGCGGGUGCGAGUACGAGGCUAGACUUGACGCAUUCGCGAUUUAGUCAAUAUAUAUUUGUAUAUUCGCGGCUCAUACCGAUUUUGGGUCGAAGAGCGGGACAUGCUUACUCUAAUAUUCUCUCUGAGGCCGUCGGUGACGAAUUGCUUCCUUGGCGGGAUAAUUUUGCAUGAAGCUGGAGCGAUAUAAAGGGCGGAUGAUUCUCACAAAAUAUCGAAUGGGACACCUCCUUCAUCAUACAAUAGUGCACUGAUACAUUUCAUAUCAACGGAUAUAUUUUUCAGCAUGCGUAGUACAUAUCUUCUUGCCAUGGGCGGAAUGGCCAUGGGCGGAGCUGCCCUGACCACCACUACUUCGAAGUUACCAAGCACAGCGCCCAUUGCCUGUAAAUACUUCAAGGCAAACUAUCCAAACAUGACUCUGCUCCCAAGUGAUGCCGGAUAUACCGCUGAAAACGAAGUAUCAUGGAACGCAGGAGCUUGGUUAGGUCCCGCCUGUAUCCUGUCACCAGCCAGCGCCGAACAAAUGUCAACUGCAGUUAAAAACCUAGUCAGGUUUGCUACCCCCUUCGCUAUGCGUGGUGGUGGGCAUAUGUCCGUUCCAGAAGCCGCGAAUAUAAAUUCCACUGGAGUUCUCAUCUCGAGCACCAACCUCAAAACCUUGGAGCUUUCCGGGGACCAGAGCACUCUCUCUGUUGGUCCAGGCCCAAGAUGGGGAGACGUCUAUAUCUAUCUCGAUGAGACAAAGUCUGGAAAGAUGGUUGUUGGAGGGAGAUAUGCACCUGUUGGCAUCCCAGGCCUGCUCCUUGGAGGUGGCAUGGCAUUCUUCAGCGGAGAAUACGGGUUUGCAUCAACCAAUGGCAACGUGCGUGCCUAUGAAUGUGUCCUCGCAAGUGGGAAGAUCGUCGAAGCAACGGCCUCAAACCAGUAUUCUGACCUUUUCUGGGCGCUACAAGGAGGCGGAAACUCCUUCUGCAUUGUGACCAAAUUUGUCCUUCGAACCUUUGACAGUCCCGCCAUCGGCCUUGCCAACCCCUCAUACGGUUCCGGCAGUAAAGUUAAGGAUCUGUGGCUUGAUAGCAUUCUUAAUUAUGUCAUCGAUGGAUCUUCCGACCCAAAGGCCGCCAUCAUUCCCGUAGCACGAUAUGGCACAGGUUUUGAAGGCAUCCGAUACGAUGCAACUCUGUUUUACAACGGAGUGGCCACCAACACUCCGGCUAUUUUGAGCGAUUUCCAAGGCGGCCUUCUCCCGUCCUCCAACAUGACAUCGUUGACAACUUUGACUAUGGGAGCUUUCGCCAAGGCUGUCUUGCCCGCUUUCCAGGAAGGAGGGGAGUCCCACGGCCUGAACCAGCGAUUCCACGUCGUAUCUACUGUCGCCACGCGAGAAGCGAUGGACAUUGUACACGACACAUUUUUCGACGCUGUUAAAGCUGCGGGUCUUGCUGACUCUGCUGACUUCUUUGUUGGCCUCGCAUGGAACUCUAUCACGACUUCAUUCCUUGAGGCCUCAAACUCGGGAACAGGUUGCCCACAAGGUGUUGCAGAGGAGCCUCUCUUCUGGGUUGAGGAAGCUUUCACAUGGGGCGAUAGUGCUGAUGAUGAGAAAAUUGAUAAUUUCAUCAAGACUGUCAACGCGAACAUUACGACUCAACUGGAGGCUAUCGGUGCCACGUCCCCUUACAUCUACCUCAAUGAUGCGGAUGCGGAUCAACCUGUCUUCCAGGGGUACCCAGCUGAGAAUUUGAAGAGGCUUCAGCGGAUUAGGGCGAAGUAUGAUCCGCUUAAGAUUUAUACCAAUCUGAUGCCAGGUGGAUUUAAGGUCGCUCAUGCGUAGUUGAAUAUGGUACAUAGAGGGUUUUAGAAUUCUGAAGUAGAGUUAAUAGUGUAGCAUAAAUCAAUGAAUUGACAAA